This is a messenger RNA of Melanotaenia boesemani (Boeseman's rainbowfish), 7309 nucleotides long. It is a transcript of the gene kif26ba, whose product is annotated as kinesin family member 26Ba. Bases 15 to 6959 code for a protein of 2314 amino acids. The record is from RefSeq and is a predicted model, not a curated record. Gene Ontology annotation, molecular function: ATP binding; microtubule motor activity; microtubule binding. NCBI's taxonomy places the organism in Eukaryota, Metazoa, Chordata, Actinopteri, Atheriniformes, Melanotaeniidae. The transcript is spliced from 27 exons. Gene Ontology annotation, biological process: microtubule-based movement.
UGUAUUUUUUGUAGAUGCCUGACACAUCUCCAACAAAAUCUUCCUCCUUUUUCCCGGACACAUGGUACCGAAAGGGCUACGAGGACACCACCCGCUCCAGCACACGGCCCACACCAGAGGGUGCUGGCUCCAUGCCCAGUUCCACUGGCACCCCGUCUCCAGGCUCAGGAAUCUCAUCACCGGGAUCCUUUUCUGGAUCCCCAGGAACCAUCUCUCCAGGUAUUGGCACAGGAUCACCAGGUUCUCUCGGUGGUUCUCCAGGUUUUGGGACGGGAUCACCAGCGUCAGGCAGUGGAAGUUCUCCUGGUAGUGAGAGAGUGAUAUGGUGUGAAAACUGCAAUGCUCGGCUGGCAGAGUUAAAGCGACAAGCACUGAAACUGCUCAUUCCUGGACCGUACUCCAGCAAGGAUCCGUCAUUCUCGCUCCUCCUCCAUGAUAAGCUUCAAGUGCCCAACAGCUCUCGGCAGGCAUGGAACGAGCAUGACAGUCGCUGUGAUGUCUGCGCCACGCACCUCACACAGCUCAAACAGGAAGCUGUGCGUAUGGUCCUCACUCUUGACCAAUGGGAUUUGUCUCCCACCUCCUCACCUCCAGCUUCAUCUGGGCGAUAUGGAUCUCAUGGACCUUCAGGACCAACAGGAGCAUCCGGACCACCAGGAGGUGCUGUGUCACGAGAAUGGUCUCCACCAUUUCUUUCCUCAUCCUCCACUUCAGCUGCUUCAUAUCCUCCUCACUCAUCCUCCCUGUCUCCAUCUCCAAGCCCUAGCCAGACCCCAACGCCCAGCCCAAGCCAUGGACCACCCAAUUCCAGCCAUGGGAGUUCAUCACUGGGGCAAACAUCUAGCUGUGCUCCCACAAACCCACAACCUCAAGGAGCAGGGCACAGACUGGGGACCAAGCCCAGCUCCUUGGGCUUGGGAGCUGGUGUGGACAGACGAAACGGGUCCCCGAGUUCAGCAAAAGCAGCUGGUGCCCAACAGCAGCCAUUACCUGGAGUUAACAGCCCCAGCAAUAAUGUUGGUAACAGCAGUAACAGUGGUAGUGGAGCAGUACUGAGUACAGCCGCCCUGCAGGCACAUCAGCACCUGAGCCGAACAAAUGGAGGGGUUACACUCUAUCCUUAUCAGAUCUCCCAGAUGAUCUCAGACGCCUCAAGAGAUGGACUGCCUGAAGCCGUCCUGAACCGCUAUAACACACACUCUCCUGCACACACAAAUUCAUCAUCACACACAAACUCUCCCUCUAACACUCCCGCUGUCACAACCACUGCACCCAGUGCCACCUCUGCAGCUGCCUCCUUCUUUGCCAGAGCUGCUCAAAAGUUAAACUUAGCAUCAAAAAAGAAGAAGCAGAAAACAGCCGCAGUCACAGCUCCCGUGACUUCAUCCUCUCCAUCAUGUGAGCCCCCGAUGUUCCCCACCAAUUUCAGUGCUGCACUGCUGAUGGCCCCUCCCCCAGCUCCACCUUGCCUUCUCCGUGCAGCCAACAAGAUCAAAGAUACACCUGGACUUGGAAAGGUGAAAGUGAUGAUGCGAGUGUGCCCAGUGUCUCAGUCUGAUGCAACAGAAUCCAGCUCCUUCUUGAAAGUAGACCCCAGAAAGAAACAAAUCACCAUCAUGGACCCUUCAGUAAAUCAAACACCAAAUACUCUGUCCCAGAAAAGGACAGGAGCUAAUCAGGUCCCACCAAAGAUGUUCACCUUUGAUGCAGCGUUCCCUCCUGAUGCAUCACAGGCGGAGGUGUGUGCGGGAACAGUUGCUGAGGUCAUUCAAUCGGUCGUGAAUGGAGCCGAUGGCUGCGUCUUCUGCUUUGGACACUCCAAGCUGGGAAAAUCGUACACAAUGAUUGGUUGUGAUGACUCUCUACAGACUCUGGGAAUAAUUCCCUGUGCCAUCUCCUGGCUGUUUAAGCUCAUCAAUGAGAGAAAGGAGAAAACAGGGGCACGCUUCUCUGUUCGCGUCUCUGCUGUUGAGGUUUGGGGAAAAGAGGAGAACCUUAAGGACCUGCUAUCUGAAGUAGCCACAGGAAGCUUACAGGAUGGACAGUCACCUGGAGUCUACCUUUGUGAGGAUCCCAUCUGUGGCAUGCAGCUUCAAAAUCAGUCUGAACUUCGAGCUCCAACCCCAGAAAAGGCAGCCUGGUUCCUGGAUGCAGCCAUAGCAGCUCGCCACAGUAGCCAGCGCCCGAACACCACAGAGGAAGAACACAGGAAUUCUCACAUGCUGUUUACAUUACACAUAUACCAGUAUCGUAUGGAAAAGACUGGAAAAGGAGGGAUGUCAGGAGGUCGCAGUCGCCUCCACCUGCUGGACCUGGGCAGCUGUGACGUCAAAGUGCUUGGAGGAGGAGGAGGAGGAGGGAAAAGCAGAGAGAACUCACCCAGCUCAGCCCCUCUGUGUCUUUCUCUGUCUGCCCUUGGCAAUGUGAUCCUGGCCCUAGUCAACGGAAGCAAACACAUCCCAUACAAGGACAGCAAGCUGACCAUGUUGCUAAGGGAGUCGCUAGGCAACAUGAACUGCCGGACCACCAUGAUUGCUCACAUCUCUGCCUCACCCAGAGAUUUCUCAGAAACCCUUUCCACCAUCCAGAUUGCUUCACGCGUCCUCCGCAUGAAAAAGAAGAAAACUAAAGUCACUGUGCAAUACACAUCAAGCUCCUCUGGAGGGGAAAGCUCCUGCGAAGAGGGUCGCAUGCGUCGCCCCACUCAUCUGCGACCCUUCCAUCCCCGUGGUGACACUGACUCCGACCUACCGCUGUUGCGACUGUCCAGUGACCCCGAUGAAUACUCCAGCAGUGAGCAGUCCUGUGAUACAGUAAUCUAUGUUGGCCCGAAUGGGGCCGCAGUGUCAGACAGAGAGCUAACGGACAAUGAGGGACCUCCAGAAUUUGUACCAAUUAUUCCAGCUUUGCUUCGAGGCAAAACAUCAGAGCAGCAUCAAACACAUGGUCAAACUCCAGUAACAGGCGCUCAAAACAAGUCUCAGAUAGAUGAACAGCCCAGUGGCCCCUCCCAGCCACUGGGCCAGCCACAGCCCUCUCAGACCUUGCUUGGGCAGCCGUUGGCUUCUGUCCCAGAGGAAGGAGCUGAAUGUCUGAAGUGCAACACCUUUGCUGAGCUGCAGGAGAGACUGGACUGCAUAGAUGGCAGCGAAGAGGUGGCAAAGUUUCCCCUUGAAGAGGUUCCAGCAGGCAAACAAGGUGCCAAACAAGAGUCAUGUCCUUCAUCAUCUAUUCCAACUCCUGCUCCUGGCUCUGCAGCAGCAACAGCCUCCAAGAGGAGAAGCAAUGAUCAACAGCUGCAGGAGAUCAAGGAAGUGGUGGAGGAAGCAGAACUGGCUCAGACAAUGAUCCACAGCUUGACGCAGACAACAGGAUCUCCCAUUGUAACAAGUACCAGGAGCGUAACAGGAAGCAGCAGCAUCACCUCUAACUCUCUGCACAGAGCCAAGAGCUCCCACCUACAUGACAGCCAUGAGAAUCUGAAUUUGGUUAGCAAUACUGAGGGAAAGGGACGCCCUAUUGGAUCGCCACGCCUUGGCAUUGCCAGCUUGACCAAAACCUCAGAGUACAGGCCUCCGUCGUCCCCAUCUCAGCGGUGUAAGGUCUACACUCAGAAGGGGGUGAUGCCGGCAACACCUCCUCUGUCCUCACACACUCUGGCUCAGGACUGCCAGACUACAGAUGCUUUGACCUCAGACAACAGUUUGGCUGCAGACAGUGGUCGCUCCUCCACAGAGUCCCUGCUGUCCAGGACUUCUCCUGCAGGCAUGAGCCCACAAGUCCGAGAGCCAACUCCAUCUCUGUCUGCCAGCUUGGGUUCAGCUGAGACACUCUGUGACGAUGAUGUCCCACCAAUACCUUUAGACACACACAAAGAUGCUUCAGGUCCAGCUGUAUCUGUAGGGGCAGUUGGACCUUUCUUGCUUGGGGAGGAUGAGCUGGUGUAUGACGUUGCUUCUGGAGGGGAGGAGGACCUUGAUGUUACAGCCCUCAAGGAAGCUCAGAGCUUAGCUUGUCGUCCAACGAGCAUCAUCAGCUUUAACAGUGACUGUGGUUCUGAAGGUGCUCUUGCUUCAGACUCUCAACCCAUCAGCAUCACUCGUAGUGCAGCUUUGGAUGGAGCUGUGGAGGAUUAUCACAUGCCCCCAGGCCCUGUAACAACCUCAGGGGUUAAAGAGGUUGUGGCCAUGGCAGAGGUGGCAAUGGCCAAGCUGCGGAUAGAAGGUGAGGCCCUGGCUACAGGAAUGAACUCUGGUUCACCUAUCUCCUCCUGGAUGAGUGAUCUGAGCAUGGGCAGUGAUGCUGAUCAGUCUCUUCACAGCUUCAGCCAGUCCCAGAGUCAGCAAGGGGAGGCCCUGGCUGAUCUUGAACCCAGCCAGGGCACUGGAGUUGAGGGUUUGGGUGGUUAUGAGAGCAGUGGAAGCCCAAGAAGAGGGAGUUUGGAGGGAGAACUGGGGCUGUCAGAGAACUUGUCUGACAAAGACACCCCAUCAAAAGACAGGUUGAGAAAACUACCUCCCUCUAUGGCUAAAACGAACAUCCAAAUUUUGGCAGGGCCUGGUAACCACUCUCCUUUCAAGAGUACCAUUAGUGUUCAUCCAUGUGUAGCUGUCAAACCAAUGAUUAUACAAGAGCCCACCAUUCUCUCCUCACCCACAAAGACUGCCUUAAUGAAAGACCCCGUCAAGUCAAAUGCAGCAGUUUUAGCAUCUAUUUCCAGUGAGAUGAACUUUGAGGACCCCUGGUUGAAACGCAGCAUUGAGGAAGGAAGGUCCAGGGAGCUCGUGUGUGAAGUGAAGCCAGAAAAGAGGGAGGUAGAGUCUUUCAAGAGCCAAUUAGUUGAGAAGGGUGGAGGUGGCAGUGGGGACCAACAGAGCUUCUGCAAGGAUGGUAGCUACUCUGGUUCUGGUGGGGAGGUGGUGUCAUCUCCAGACUUCUUUAAGAGAGUGGUAGAUGGUUGUGAGAUGGUUGCUGUUGUUGCCCAAAGUGAAGGCUUGACUGGCAUCUACAGCCCAGAUAUCCACCGCACAGCGAGUCUUCCCCGCGGGUGGAGCCGUCUCAACCGGCAUGAUGGCUUAGACAAUGGCAUUGAGUAUCGUAGUCUUGGUGUUACCACCUCAACGCCCUGUAGUCCCCGUUCCACACUCGACCGUUGGGGAUCAAAUGGAAAACAGGGCUUUUUCUCCCACAAGAAGGGAGGAAUCCCACCUCUACCACCAGUACGAAAAUCCAGCCUCGAUCAGCGAAACAGGGCAGCCAGCCCUCUCCACCAACCCAGCCAUGCAGUCUCAUCACUUAGCAGCUUGGCAGAUGAUGCAGGGAUAUCUGGAUGUGGUCCUGCGGGAAUCACCAGACAGCGUGGCUCCAGCAUAGAUAGCAGUAGACUUUUCAGUGCCAAGUUGGAGCAGCUUGCCAACAGAACAAACUCUCUGGGCAGAGUCCACGGUUCACAUAGUGGUUCCCACCACUAUGACUGCUUCUCCCUAGAGAGGGGUGAGAGCCUUAGAGGGGGAGGAGGGGUUAAGGGGGACACCACCAUGCCUCGCACUGGACGCAGCACCACACGUGCUGCAUCUGUAUCUUCUCCCACUGGAAGCCCCAGUUUCAGUGGCAGUACCAGUCCAAACAGCACUCCACAAUCACCAGCCAAGACCAGCAGCCAGUCGAAGAUAUCAGCGGUCAGUAAGCUUCUGAUGACCAGCAGUCCCAAGGCCAGAAGUCUGUCUGCUUCCAGCACUAAGACUCUGAGCUUCUCUACCAAGUCUUUAAACCAAAAUGCCAGCCGCAGCUCCAGCCUUCCUCCGAAUGGAAAGCCUCAGAGUUCUGUCCAGGCCCCCCUGCAGCAGCAGGGACCUGCUCCUGGAUCGUGGUCUACCCAGUCUCUGAGCCGUAGUCGAGGAGGAAGCCUGACAGCCAAGCUGCCUCUGCGGGCUGUCAACAGCAGAAUCUCUGAGCUCCUCCAGGGAAGUGCAGGAUCCCGUUCCAGGAGUCAUGUCCAAGGGGGAAGCACAGACACAGUGGAGGAAAGAGGAGUUGGAGAGUUGAGUGGAAGCGGAGCAGGAGACAGCCUGGCAGAGGAGAGAGCAUCAGUGGUAGAAACACUGCCUUCUCCCUACAGCAAGAUCACAGCUCCGAGAAAACCCCAUCGCUGCAGCAGCGGCCACGCAAGUGACAACAGCAGUGUACUGAGUGGUGAGCUGCCCCCGGCCAUGGGGAAAACGGCCUUGUUUUACCACAGUGGAGGCAGCAGCGGCUACGAGAGCAUGCUAAGAGACAGCAGUGAGAAUACAGGAAGCACCUCCUCUGCUCAAGACUCCCUCAGCGAGCACAGCUCAGCCACCACCUCCUCCCGACGGAGCUCCAAGAGCAGCAAGAAGAGCAGGAGUAACACAGGCCUCCAGCGUCGACGUCUGAUCCCAGCUCUGACCUUGGACUCUUCUUCUUCAUCACCUUCUCAGCGCUCCUCCAAACAAGCCAUUACUUCCUCUUCCUCCUCCUCUUCCAGCCCCGGUGCAUGCUGGGUUGAUGGCCCACUGGGUCCUCCUACACCCUCAAGCCUCCGGGGCAUGACCGCAACAGCAGAAACCUUUGAAAUCAAGGUGUAUGAAAUAGAUGAUGUUGAGCGACUACAGAAGAGGAGAGACAAAGGAGGGGGCAAGGAGGUGGUGUAUGUCAGUGCCAAGCUUCGCCUGUUGGAGCACCGCCAGCAGCGAAUCAGUGAAGUCAGAGCCAAGUACCAGUGUCUGAAGAAGGAACUGGAGCAAACCAAACAGCACUUAAUGCUGGAACCACACAAAUGGACCACUGAGUUUGAGCUACAGCAGCCCUAUGAAGUGGACUCUGUGGAGUAUUUGGAAGCUCUGGAAACGGUGACGGACAAGCUGGAGAACAGAGUCAACUUCUGCAAAGCUCAUCUUAUGAUGAUAACCUGCUUUGAUGUGUCCUCAAGACAUCGAUAGACAGAUGGAGGAAUAGAGCUAGAGAAUGAAGAGGUAUAAACAGCCAACUCAGUUAAAUGUCUUUGUUUAGAUCUUUUAAAUAUUUCUUAAAAAAUACAUUUUACAAUCAUUGGAAACUUUAAUAUUGAGACAUGGGGACUGACUGACCACUUGAUGUUGUUUGUGAUCCAUAUGUCUCCUCCAGAUGUAAGUAGACUGAAGAACAGACUGAUGGAUAAACAAAAUGGAGAUUUCCUGAGAAAACAGGCAAAUAAAUGAGCAUUUAAAUUUUGUGUUGAGGCUUGGAAACAACAUCUAUUGGCCAGGAUAGUUUGAACCAAGUGACCAGAAAAUAAAAUAGUUUGAUUGCA